Messenger RNA from Gaeumannomyces tritici R3-111a-1, 6359 nucleotides. RefSeq names its product SNF2 family ATP-dependent chromatin-remodeling factor snf21. Gene Ontology annotation, molecular function: ATP-dependent chromatin remodeler activity; ATP hydrolysis activity; ATP binding. Gene Ontology annotation, cellular component: nucleus. The coding region runs from base 356 to 5869 and encodes 1837 amino acids. Lineage: Eukaryota; Fungi; Ascomycota; Sordariomycetes; Magnaporthales; Magnaporthaceae. The transcript is spliced from 4 exons. The record is from RefSeq and is a predicted model, not a curated record.
AAGUCUCUGAUCCCACACCCAAGGUCGCGCCCUGUCGCGUCGCCCACCUUCCCUCCAGACUCUCCACCCACACGUCAGCGUCGCCCUCGAGACUCUAGCACGCCCAGCCGGUCGACUGACUAGUGGUGAUCGGGGAGCGUAUAGCACUUUCACCGCCGUUGGAGUCGCCCGCACUCUUGCAAGAGACGGCGCUUUUGUUCCCACUGCCGGGUCCCGAAGGUGGUAUUUGUUUGCUCUCGACAAGGUUCCUCAGCUUCCCUGCUGCCGUUGGUGGCACCAGGCCAACCUUCCGCCCUCCAAUCAACAUCAUCCUGCCAUCAAUGUAGUCGCGUGGCUUCAAAUAGUCCUUCUCGUCAUGGAAGACCCGUGGGACUUUGACUCGAACAGGCUGGUCCGGGAGCUUUGCACGGAUAAUCACUCCUGGACGCCGCCUUCCAAGGGCACCCGUCCUGACCCUGCCGCCCUCGAGGAGAAGAUUCUUGACCUCGAGGCGGAUGGCGAGUUUCUCUUGCGCUAUGCCGGCACCACAGUUGACGUGUUCGCCGAUCUGGGCAUCAAAAAAUUCCCUCACAAGCGCUUCUUGCUGGCAGCCAUUGAGCAGUUUCGAGCUCGCAGCAAGAAGUAUCGUCAUGAGGUCAAAGGCGAAUCAUCUCCUGGUAGAGAUGAGGCAGUUGAGCCAUCGGUAAAAGCUACGGAUGCUGUCAACUCCUCCUUCCCGCUUGGACCAGAGCCCCUCGUACCAGUCUCGUUGAUCGAGGCGAGGCCUGAAGCGGAUGAUGGCCCGCGCAAGAGGAGACGCCUAGCACCACGAAACGUCGAGCCCACGCCUAGGCGCGACACGCCUCGCGCAAUACCUAAUCAAGCCGACACAGUGAUUGGCUUCGCCCCGGUUGCCGCCAGCACUGAGGUCCAAACGGCUGCCAGCACCGCCGAGUCACAACAUGACUUCCAGCACUCAGUUUCCGAGCACCGCUAUUAUGCAAGCAGGCCCAUACUGUCGGACGAUUUCGAACCAGAUGCCGACCCGGCCGGAGAGGAUUUCGGCGUCCUUGACCCAGGGCACCUCGAAUUCUCGUUCACGUCGGGAAUCAGCGCCAGCCGCCCUGCUGGCCAUCGCAUUGCCAUGUCCCGGUCGAUGAGGAAGUACCUCCAGACUAACCUUCGCGGAGCGCCCCUUGCCGGGAAGAAAGUGCAGCGCGCAAGACAAGCCACUCCUGACGUGGUUCUCAGGCCGUAUGGUGAGAGCGACUCGGAAGGCUACGACACCGAUACCUGGAAGGAGAUGGAGGAAGAGCGACUUGAGCGCGAGCAGAAGACGAAGCAGCAAGAGACCUUCACUGCAGAUGAGAUUUCCGGAUUUUUGGAGAACUUGGUCUCAGAGCUGGAGGAAGAGUGGCGUACCGAGAAGCUCCCCAAGCACCAGAAUAAAGCCCACAGCGUCUGGAACAACGCUCGGCGUCGGGGAAGCAAUAGAGCGCACCUUCUCCGGCUGACGAAGAAGGAGGCGACUGAGCUCGAUGCUCGUCUUUCCAAGAUCUGCGACUCUAUCAGCGAUGAUCAGACCUUCCAAAAGGCGGACCUGCCUAAGCACCGAGAGUCUCUACAACCGACUGUGUAUGCCAGGAUGCACAGUCACUGGCUCAUCGGCGUCCUCAGCAGCCUCACUGAGCCUGAGCGACCCAAAGUUGCCCCAAGACCGCGACCUCCAAAGGCUCCCAAGGUCAAGUUGAUCGAAGAUGGCGUCGAGGCCGACGAGCUGACGAGCGAUUCGGAGUCCGACGACAUCGGCGAUUUCGUUGUGGAUGAUGGCGAUGUGUCUAUGGAGGGUCCUGCCCCCGAGGUGAUAGAGAAGGACGGGGACGCCGCCAUGGAUUCCCAGGACGACGCGAAUGUGGAUUCUGGAGUGACCGCCCCUGGAGAUUUGGACGUUGACGAGGACAGGAAGCCUCUUCUGUCAGACCUCGAACGCCAGCCGGCCCCUAGCCACGGAAUAACUCUCCCGGUUGACGAGAGUGAAGUCAUUGAUCUGACGGGAGAUACGCCGAAGAAGCCCCGCUACCCUGCACCUUCUUCGCUUCCCGCCGACUCUGUGCCACCUAUCGCGCUACCGGCAUCAACACUCAAUGACCCAGUAGGCAUUGCUGCCUAUGGGCUGGAACACUGGCAGAGCCUGAGCGAUGGCAAGCGGAUGGUCAUAACCAUGCUGUUCAAUCUCGACGUCGACACACGUUCGGAUGUCUUUUCGCGCAUCAAGUCACUUACGCCGGAGAAGAUCGAGAAUGAGCUUGUCACGCCCUCUUUCGGACAUGUUCAGAGGCCACCACUGGACAGCCAGAGCAGCCAGGCAAGUGUGGGCUCGCCGGAGCUUCACGCUGCCUGUGUCUUCACCCGACUGUUCUUAGUCUACACCGACCCCAGCCAGAAGCCCGACGCGCAGUCCUGGAUAAAGCGUGUGCUAGGAAGAGUUUCAGCGGAGAGGGUCUUGAAGACACGAGACAGGCUUGGCGAAUUCAGCAACUUCAUGGCCAGUAUCGCAGACACUUUCCCUCAGCCGGACAAGGUUCUCGAGGACGUCGAUUUCUCGGAUCUAGAGGUAGAAGGGUCUCCGUCUAAGAAGCGGAAGCAGGUGAAGCGUGACAAGGGGGCGAUGGACAUGCGAGAAAACGACAAGCGACGACUGGAGCAACAGGAAGAGCGGAGGCAUGCACUGCGCAGGCAACUGGCGUCCAUGGGCACCGUGUCGGGCGAAAAGUCGCGGCUUAUCAUCAACGAGACGAAGGAGGAGUCGCACGGCCUAAUCUACGUGACAAACCAGAUGGCUGAUAGCAUCAAAGACCAUCAGAUCCAGGGCGUACGCUUCAUGUGGAAUCAGGUCAUCGCCGACGAGGAAAACUCGCAGGGCUGUCUGCUCGCCCACACGAUGGGCCUGGGCAAAACCAUGCAGGUCAUCUGCCUCCUCGUCGCCAUAGCCGAGGCGUCCCUGUCGGACGACCCGUCCCUGUUCUCGCAGAUCCCCGAGGAGCUGCGGGAGUCCAAGACCCUCGUCCUGUGCCCGUCAGGCCUCGUCCAGAACUGGCUAGACGAGCUCGCCCGCUGGGCGCCGAUGGGAAUCCUGGGGAAAUACUACAAGGUUGAUGCGGAGCUUCCAGAGCUUGAAGACAGGUUCGGCGUGGUCCAGGAGUGGGCCAAGAACGGCGGUGUUCUCAUCGUGGGCUACCCAAUGUUCCGAAUCCUCUCCGAGAGGGGUUCAGAGGCCGAGGUCGAGCUGCUGAAAGAGACGCCCAACAUCGUGGUCGGAGACGAGGCACACCACAUGAAGAACUCGGCCUCCAAAACAAGCAUGCACACAGCCCGCUUCAAAACCAAGACUCGAAUUGCCAUGACUGGGUCCCCGCUGGCAAACUCGGUCAAGGACUACUACGCCAUGGUCAACUGGGUUGCUCCAAAUUAUCUUGGACCGCCCGAGGAGUUUGCCUCGGUCUACGCAACUCCAAUCCAGGAAGGCCUCUACCAGGACAGCAGUUCGGGCGAGAAGAGGAAGGCGCUCAAGCUCCUCAAGGCGCUCAAGGACACGGUUGCACCAAAGAUUCAUCGCAUGACCAUGGCCGCCCUCAAAGAUCAACUGCCGCCGAAGAAGGAGUUCAUCAUCUACGUUCCACUGACCAAGCUUCAGAUGGACGCAUACUCGAUGUACAUGGAAUACUUCUCACGCACCGAAGUGCGGGAAAAUAUGCCGUCAAUCCUGCAUCUGUUUGACCAAGUCAGCCAACUGAGCAUGCUCCUGGCCCACCCCAGGGUUUUCUUAACCAGGCUGAAAGAGAUUAAAGACAACUGGGGCAAGGGGACGGUCUCCGCGAAGUCCAGGGCGGCCAAGGACCAGGGAGAGAAGGGGAGUAGGGGUAAGGGGGAAUCUAUGCUGCCGCGGGACCUUGUUGGAGAACUCAUCAAGUGCCUCAAUGUUCGCGACUCUGGAGAGUUUUCACUGUCCCACAAGAUGGUUGUUCUGCUGCGCAUCUUGGAGGAGGCAAAAGCACAGAAGGACAAGGUGCUACUCUUCAGCUCCAGCAUCCCAACCCUCGACUUCCUCGAAAGCGUCAUGAAGACUCUCAGGAAGCCGUACUCGAGGCUCGAUGGCAAGACCGUGAUAUCGAGGCGCCAAGGCUUGGUCGCUAAGUUCAACCAGAACCUGGACGAGGUAUAUUUGAUCUCGACGACGGCCGGCGGCGUUGGCUUGAACAUCCAGGGCGCAAACCGCAUUGUGAUCAUGGACUUCAAGUGGUCGCCAGUCAACGAGCAGCAGGCCAUCGGGCGUGCAUACAGGAUCGGCCAGUCCAAACCUGUGUUUGUAUACUGGCUCAUUGUAGGGGGUACCUACGAGCCGAAGCUGCAUGGCAAGGCGAUUUUCAAGACGCAGCUUGCAUCGCGCGUCGUCGACAAGAAGAACCCGCACUCAUACGCCAACAAGUACUCGUCCUGGACAGAGCAGCCCAAGGUCAUGAAUCGGACGAGCGACUUCAGCAACGCAAUGGGUCACGACAAAGUGCUCGACGCCGUUUUGAAGUCUUCGGCUGACGCUAGCAUCUGCGAGGUGGCGCUUGGCGAUCUGUUCGAGGAGGAGGAGCCAGAGUCGACGCUUUCACCCGAAGACCUCGCGGAUGCCGAGAGAAUGGUCAAGGCGAACCAACUGCGUCUCGCAGACCCUGAGGCUUACGCAAGGAUGGCUCAGCAACAAGCUGCGAUUGUGCCGCCACCCCCUCCCGAGAUGCUGCCUAUGGGCUUGCGAGCACCACAACAGGCCGUCGCCCCGGGCUGGGCCGCCCCGCCGAGCUCCGUGGCCCGGCCGGCACAGGCGAACGGCGCUUCGUCAAAUGGACAGCCUGCUCCUAUAGAGACUCCCGUGCCUCUGCCAAGCUAUAUAACGCAGCAGGAGAAACAGAAGUCAAAGACACCUGACGCGGCGGUGCCUAACACAACCACCCCGGCUGCUAACCCCAUUGGUCAGAACACACCCCUUACGGUGGGGGUGCGCCGGGCGCAAGGGAAUGGACCCCAGGGAGGUCCUCAGCUUUCAAAGCCAGCCGAGGCCGUUCCUGCUCAAACCCAGGAUCCCCCAAGCGCAGUGGCUGCAAAGCCUUUGAGCGAAGCUCAAGGACCCACAGAGCCCAUCGCUGCGGCAGGGACCGCAUUCCGGGCUCAGGGUCCGUCGGACCUGACCCAAUCGGAAACCUUCCUUGCUGAGAUAAAAGCCCGAGCACCCGCUUUCGUGAAGAAGACGGACGAGAAGAUGGUCUCUAACAUUGCCCGAAUCUUCGGUUACGAGCUGAAAAAGAGGGACAGGACGGGACUGCCGUUGAUAUCGGAGACAAGGAUCAUCAUAGACACCCUAACUCGCGACGAGGGUGUCUGGACAACACUUAUCACCAAGAAUCCAGUGGACCUAGCUCGGAUAGCAUCUAAGAGUGUCUCCCAGCUUGAAGAGAUGGUCGAUAAGCACCUCGCUGAGCGCGCAGGUGCUUCUUCGACUAGCACUGAUCCCGGCACAUCCAGCAGCACGCCCAUACACAAAAAUGCGGCGGCAGCUCCUCGACAGCCGUCCCGCCCACAGGAUUCUGAUCGUCUGCAAAGAUUUGUGAGCCUGAACGGCGGGUCGACACAGGGCAGCCCGAGCAGCUCAGAGACUAGACAGCCGACCAAGAGCGAGCAGGACCUGGAGGUCAUGAACGAGGUCUUUCGACGUAGGAAGGCAAAGACGAAAUCGGGACGCGACAGGCCGGCGCGCAUGCCGAACUGGGCCGUGGAGGGCAUCCAGACGCCGCCGCAGCGGAGGGCGGGUGAUGAUCCGCAGACGCCCGUGGUGCUUGACGAUUAGAAGCCGAUGCUGCACCAGCGGGGGCCUUGAAUGUGACAUCUAUUCACAGCGCUCUUCUUUUGGUUUCGGGUUUUUUUUUAUUCGUUUGUCUGUCAGGUCUACGGGAAUCCCGCGGGAAAUGUCUCCUUUCACCACACAUUGCUUGUACAAACAAUCCUAGACUACGGUAACACCAUAUCGGCGGGGACUCUUUUGCGAUCCGGGAUGGAGCUUCGGGGGGAUACAAAACAUGACACUGGGAAAGCGUGGAGGAAAAAGAAAAGAGAGAGGGAAAAAAAACAUGACACAGGAUCAUCUCUAAUGGGCAUUUGUUUUUAGCCUCCACACAUAUACCCCAGCGCGGUUUUCACACCCCUUUCACUUUGUCCACUAUCGGACAUCAUAUUGGAGUACCGGGGAGAAUGGCGAGCUUGAACAUGUUAUGAGAUGCCUAGCCUUGUAAUUUUAUGAGUGUGAAGUGUGUGUGAACGCGUACAUAGGAAUGCUGCAU